Vespula vulgaris is the source of this 1219-nucleotide messenger RNA. RefSeq names its product gem-associated protein 6-like. Lineage: Eukaryota; Metazoa; Arthropoda; Insecta; Hymenoptera; Vespidae. The transcript is spliced from 2 exons. Gene Ontology annotation, biological process: spliceosomal complex assembly; spliceosomal snRNP assembly. The record is from RefSeq and is a predicted model, not a curated record. Gene Ontology annotation, molecular function: RNA binding. Gene Ontology annotation, cellular component: SMN complex; nucleus. The coding region runs from base 389 to 898 and encodes 169 amino acids.
AGGACGAAUUAUUCAUUAUAUAAUUCAUAAUUUUGAUGUUUAAGAAUGUAAUUGCAAUGAUCGAUACUCGAAAUAUUAAUUUACGCUUAGUCUUCGUCAUUUGAUUUUCGCGGUUAUGUGAAUGUCGAUAUAGGUGGCAGCAUCAUCGACUACAGCUGUCGCUCUAUGACAUUUCGGAAAUGCUCGUAUUCUAAUUAGAUUUGUUGGAGUAUUAUGUUCGGAGUAAGGUUAUUAGAUAAGUUUCUCGAUAAAUAUUAGUGUCAAAAUUAUAAUUCCUUAAUACGAUUAGAUGCAAUUAAUUCACGGUUUAAUAACAAGCGAAUAAAAAUAUAAUUGUAAGAAAAAUUAUAGAUUACAUUAUAGUGUAGAGGUUAACGAAUAUACAAUCAUGGUCGAUAUGUGUUCCACAAAAGAAGAUUUAAACAAAUUUUCUCAUAAUAUAUAUAAAAAUAAUCCUUUACUAUUCAAGAGUUAUAUAGGAAAAGAAGCCAAAAUUACUACAGACAAUGGAGUUGUAUAUAAUGGUACUGUGUAUACAGUAGAUCCAGUUUCAGAAAGUGUAGUACUUUUACAAACUAAAGAAGACGAUCAUCAAAAUUUACAAAUAGUAUUUGGACAUGCGAUAAAAAAUAUUGAAUUAACUACACAAACAGAAACAUCUAUGCCAGAAUUAUUCCAAGUGUCAAUCAAUCAACUUUCUUUAUCAGACAUUACAAAAAGAAAAAAUAUUGUGAAACAAUAUUUAUUAGAAAAUAGAUUUCCAGUUACAGAUAUCAAUGAUAUUUUAUAUAUUGAAGACAGUGUUUCUAUAAAACCACCAUAUGAUACAGAACAUUGUGAAUCUACUAAUGCUAUUAUAUUAAAUAGAAUACAAAAUAUUCUUCGCAGUGUUAAAUAAUAAAUAUUAUAUGUAUAUAUAUACAACAAUCAUAACUUAUUAUUCUAGAUAUAAUAACAGUAUGUCAUUGUUUAUUUUUUAAAAAUAUAUAAAUAAACUUUGAUAUGUUCAUCAUAUUUUUAUAUAGAAAGAUAUAUAAAAAGACACAAGAAAUAAGUUAAUAAUCGAUAAUAAGAAUAAAUUUUAUUUAUAAUUUUGAUCUUUCAUUUAUUAGAAAAAUAAAUUUACAGUUAUCAAAUAUUUGUGUAAUGUUAAAAUGAUAUCAACUUAUUUAUAUAUUUGUAUAAUAAAUUAAAGGAACCAAAAUAAGCUGUUAUAUGG